AUGGCACCUUUCAAGUUUGGCAAGAAGAACGGGAAGGAUAAGUCGGUGGUGGGCCGGGCCACGACAGGACCUGAGCCGGUUGGGGCCGCGGGCGGGCCCACGGGCGGCAGCUCGAGGGCAGCGGGGCGGGACGCGCGAAGGCCGGAGACGCCGUGGGACAGGGUGAAGCUGGUGCAGACGCCGUUCCCACGGUACCGGCAUGUGGCGAGCGCGUACGCUUCGGACACGAACGAGGUGAUCGUGAUCGGCGGGCUGCACGACCAGAGUGUGUACGGCGACACGUGGAUCCUGCGGGCGCAGGACAACGGCAAGCAGUUCAGCGCGCGGACAAUUGAGAUCACAGAGACGACGCCGCCGCCGCGGGUGGGGCACGCGGCGACGCUGUGCGGGAACGCGUUUGUGAUCUUCGGCGGGGACACGCACAAGACGAACAACGAGGGCCUGAUGGACGACGAUGUGUACCUGCUGAACGUGAACUCGCACAAGUGGACGAUCCCACACCCGGUUGGCCCGCGGCCGCUGGGGCGGUACGGGCACAAGAUCAGCAUCAUUGCGACGAGCCAGAUGAAGACGAAGCUGUACGUGUUCGGGGGGCAGUUCGACGACACGUACUUCAAUGACCUGGCGGUGUACGACUUGUCGAGCUUCCGGCGGCCGGACUCGCACUGGGUAUUUGUGAAGCCGGCGAGCUUCGUGCCGCCUCCGCUGACGAAUCACACGAUGGUGUCGUACGACUACAAGCUGUGGGUGUUCGGCGGGGACACGCCGCAGGGUCUAAUCAACGAGCUGUUCGUGUACGACCCGGUGGUGAACGACUGGUCGGUGGUCGAGACGACGGGCGCGAAGCCGCCGCCGCUGCAGGAGCACGCCGCGGUGCUGUACCGCGACCUAAUGUGUGUGGUGGGCGGCAAGGACGAUCAGGACAACUACUCGCAAGACGUCUACUUCAUGAACAUGAAGACAUUCCGGUGGUUUAAACUGCCUCAUUUCCAAGACAUGGUACCCUCUCCGCGCUCGGGACACUCGGUCACGUUGCUUGCCAACCGGAAGCUGCUGAUCAUGGGCGGCGACAAGUUCGACUACGCGCGGCCGGGCGACGCGGACUUGAUGGCGGCAGAUCACGACAUGCGCGCGGGCACGAUCCUGUAUACACUGGACCUGACAGAUCUGGAGGAGCACUGUCCCGGCGUGUUCGACAUGGCUGGCGUGUCGCCGCCCCGCAGGACGCCGAGCCAGUCGACAUCCGCGUCCUCCAAGAACACUGCCAUGACCACGCCGAUGAUGCCGCGGUCCUCAUUCACGCCGGCGACGUCGCCGGCGCAGGCAAAGCCCAACGGGGUGGUAAACAUACUGUCCCCCCACCAGGAAAGUAAAAAGAGGCAGCCUACGGACAGCCACAUGUAUGGGGACCAGCAGUACAAAGCUACGCCCCAGCAGAAAACCCCGCCAUUGAAGCAGAGCGCGAAGCCACCGCAGCAACAGCACCGCUCGCCGCACCAGACGGCUACACAGGACCUCCAGAAGAGCACGGAUAGCCAGGGCCGCAAACUACCGCAAAAGAAAUAUGCAGCACAGCAAAAUCCCAAGGACUACGAAGAGGCUGCCGAUACCACUCAUUCCACCGAACCUUUAAGCACUGCGGAAUCGUCGCAGUUGCCUUCAGACGUUACCAAUGCUUCUACAGAGCCGGCGGAUAUCUCCACACCCCAAGCCCAUAAUCGCCCUGGCCUGAAGCCCAAGUCUCCGGUACCCCACAUAAUUGAUAACGAACGCUCUCCGCGCGUAGCUUCGAUGCAGUACACAAAUCCUUUGGAGCAGGGAAAGAAUAAACGCCACAGCCAAAUCAUUGAAGAGUAUGACGGGGAAUUGGGCGUGGCGGUGGUUGGUAACUCACCUGGGAAGGACGAGGUUAGGCGGCAAUCUGUCGACGGUUCCAAGCCUGACGGUUGGGCGCAACCACGUACCUUCGGCGAAUUAGCUGAGCUUCCCGGGAGCUUCACACCACAGCAGCUUUCGGAUGUAGAACGGUCUCCUGUCUUGGAACGUUCGAUACCAGAGGCUGCUGUGACAUCUGGGCGCUCAAAAGAAAAGUCGGACAAUGACGACAAUUCUUUAGCGAAGGAGGUCUCUACUGGCCCCGUGAAGAAGCAGAACGAUCAAACGGACUUUGGAAUCCCAGCUAGUGCCGAGGUCCCAGUCAGGGCAGCGACUCGCUCUCCGAAGGAGCUCGGUCGCUCUGCCACAUAUGAAGGCGUGCAACGUCCCCAGCAAAAUGAAGGGAACUCCCCAGAUCAGGUGGUAAGGUCCUCUUCGGUGAAGGAUACACCUCGUUCCGUGGAAGAUGAUAACCUCCCUCAUGCAAAGAUGAAGAGCGAUGGGCGUGCUAACAAUCCCUUCUUGCAGGACACGCGCUUUGCCUCUCCAUCCAAGGGCUCAAGCGCUUCGGAAGAUGAUGAGCUAGAGAAACCAGCGGGUGUUACUUCUAGGGAUCUCAAUGACAGAAGUGGCAGCUUAAGGAAAAACACAGAGUCAAUACUUUCCAAACGGGGGACGCCAGAUGGACAUGUAUCCAAUGAAUUUGUACAGCAGCUAUUUGAGGAGCUACGUGAGUUGAAAUUGCAAACUGAGCGAAGCGCUGCUGAAGCCAGCAACCGGAUCCGUCUCCUCGAGGACGAGAAUCUCAAACUAAGACAGCCGGGCCACGGGCCUUCGCACAGGGGUAUCUCGGGCGCCUCUGAGGAUGUUAGCUACUCGAAGCUGCAGACUGAGGUAGAUAUACUCAAGGCAGAUAAGGCAGUAUAUGCCGACCGCGUCGCCGAACUGGAAGAGUUCCUCGACUCGAACAUCCUAGACGCUGAGCGCCUCAAUAGGAUUAUAGAAUCUCAAUCGAAAAUCAUCGAGUCAUUCUCGGACCAGGAAUCCUAUAAGGAGAAGUUUGAGCAGAUCCAAAAAAAGCUAGAUGCUCUCAAGAAAGAGAACGAGGAGCUGCGGUGCAAGAAUAUCUCCCAGAUGAACAAGCUCCAGCAGGACAUCAGCAACCAUUCGCAGGCCAUGCGAGACAUGCUAAAGCAUUGGAGGGCCCAGGGCUUGUCCGACUCCUCCGAGGGUGGCGCAGAGGGCGUGCGGAACCUACAGCACCAUCAAUCGAUCAUUAACAAGCUCUCGGCCCAGCUUGAUGCCGCCGAGAAGGAGAAGAGUGAUUUGAAUCAUUUGCACCACGAACUACUUCGGAAUUACGAAAGCUUGCAGCAGGACUACAAGGCUCUAAACGAUGAGUUGGUCUCUAAGCAGAAUGAGGUCAGCUACCUCGAGCAGAACUACAAGUCCAGCUUGAGCUCGGUCAACAACGCCAGCAAAGCGCUCGAGCUGUCGCAGCGCGAGCUCGGCAAGCUGAAAAAUGAAAACACAAAGUUGAAGGAGCAGCUCGAGGACCUCACGCUUUCGCCCUCCAUCGACGGCCGCAGCAAGUUUGCGAACACGCUCACGGACGAUCCGCUCGGCUCGCUCAACGACGCUCACUACAACCUUAGAAUAAAGGACCUCAAGGCCGAGCUGUUUAUCGUCAGGCAGGAACGCGACUCUCUGAAGGACGAGCUGCUCCAGCUCAAAAAGAGGCUCUUCACCAUGGACGACUGA
Messenger RNA from Eremothecium gossypii ATCC 10895, 3636 nucleotides. RefSeq names its product ADL149Wp. Bases 1 to 3636 code for a protein of 1211 amino acids. The transcript has a single exon. NCBI's taxonomy places the organism in Eukaryota, Fungi, Ascomycota, Saccharomycetes, Saccharomycetales, Saccharomycetaceae. Gene Ontology annotation, biological process: regulation of cell shape. The record is from RefSeq and is marked provisional. Gene Ontology annotation, molecular function: protein binding.